This is a messenger RNA of Musca domestica (house fly), 942 nucleotides long. RefSeq names its product LIM domain-containing protein A-like. The transcript has a single exon. NCBI's taxonomy places the organism in Eukaryota, Metazoa, Arthropoda, Insecta, Diptera, Muscidae. The record is from RefSeq and is a predicted model, not a curated record. The coding region runs from base 1 to 942 and encodes 313 amino acids.
AUGUUCACGGAACAGGCGGUGGUGCAUGCCUCUCAGUCAAUGACAUCGUUGACAAUGAAUAUGACCACAAAUACCAAUAAUACGUCAGUAGGUUCACCCAGUCAUCAUCAUCACCAUCAUCAGUACAAUGACUUUAAGGGAUCAUCCAUUAACCAAGCAAAUAUAAAUCACAAAACAACAACACAAUCUCAGACUCUCCAACAACAACAACACAAUGCAUUCGCCUCACAUUCCCAUGUCCAUCAUUCUCAUGCACACACUCAUGCUCCACCCUCAAUUCAUCAACAACAACAACAAUUAAAUUAUGCCGCCAAACAACAUUCGUACACCUUACCAUCCUCCUUACCGACCACAACGACUAUGGAGAGCACAACAACAACAACAUCGUCCAUGUUUGAUAUAUCCCACAAUUUCAAUUCCAACAUUGAACACUGUUCAUGUGGCCUUUCCUUUAAAGUCGAUCGAAAUACAAAUAAUCUUGCAAUGAUGGGUACCACUUCGACAUCCCUGUUGAGUUUAAAUAAUCAACAUUAUCAGUAUAACAACGAUAACAGUACCACACGUUCACUGGAAACCAGCAGCUCCGUUGCUCUGCUCGACAGUAGUCAGAGGCAAUCGCACUUGAGUAAAUCGCAUCACCAUAAACAGCAGCAUGCUCGACAUUGUCAUCAUAGGCGUCACGAUUCACACGAUUAUGCUGUGCCACAAUUGUUACAAUACCAACCAACUGAACCGCCCGAAAUUCAUACACAUGAAUAUUUUUCUCAGGAGUCCCAGGAAUCGCUGACAACCAAUACGGCCACAAUGGCUUUUAGUCCUCAUGCUACUACUACUACGCAGCCACAGCAACAGCAACAACAACAGCAGCAGUCACAGCCUCAUAGUUGUCAUCGUCAUUCACAUGUCCAUGCCCAAACGGAUUUUAGCUAUGGCCAACGAUGA